AUGCUCACGGGGAAAAAUACCCUCAUGUACGUCAAGGGGUCUCUCGUCGCCAAUAUUUUCCUCUCCGGCCUGCAGCUUUACGGAUCAGUGUCCUCUGGAUCCCUGUCGCUGUUCACCACCAUGGCGGACUCCAUCUUCGAUCCCAUGUCUGGCAGAAUGCUUUACCUAUUGCACCGCGACGUGGACAAGGUCGACCCCAAUAAAUUUCCCUCUGGGGGCGCUCACAUUUUCACUGCGGGCAACAUUGGCCGUGAUCUGGCAGUUGGAUCAGAGGAAGAGACAAAAGGGUUCAACCUGCUAUCGGUCAUCGCUGACACCUACUCGCAGGUUGAUAUUCUCUGGAGAGAUCACCGGAAUGAUAUGCUUAUCAACGGUUUCGGUAUCCUUACCUCCGUGGGUGGUAGUAAGUUGCGAUGGUGGCUUGAUCAUGCUGGAGCCAUCGCCUUAUCGGUUCUCAUUGCCGGGUUCUGGCUGGGAACAGCAUACGAAGAGUUCCAAAUCUUGAUUGGAGUCACCACCGACCGUGAGGUACUUCAACUCAUCACUUAUAUAUCCAUGACGCACUCCCUAGUACUCGAACGGAUCGAUACUGCCCGUGCAUACCACAGCGGCCCACGCUUGCUCGUCGAGGUUGAUAUUGUCAUUGACCGAAACGAGCGUUUGGAAGUUGCCCAUGAUGCCAACCAAGACCUCCAGAUCAAGUUGGAGAAGCAGCCUUGCGUUGAACGAGCCCAUAUCCAUAUUUAUUAUGAGACCCGUCAUAAACCAGUUAGUGAGACUAUGAGCGAUGUUGGACCUUUGCCAAUGUGUGAUUGGGAGCACGGUCUUAAAAAGCUCACGUAA
Ilyonectria robusta is the source of this 843-nucleotide messenger RNA. RefSeq lists its product as uncharacterized. Bases 1 to 843 code for a protein of 280 amino acids. NCBI's taxonomy places the organism in Eukaryota, Fungi, Ascomycota, Sordariomycetes, Hypocreales, Nectriaceae. The transcript has 4 exons. The record is from RefSeq and is a predicted model, not a curated record. Gene Ontology annotation, molecular function: monoatomic cation transmembrane transporter activity. Gene Ontology annotation, cellular component: membrane.